This is a messenger RNA of Polistes canadensis, 2214 nucleotides long. RefSeq names its product centromere/kinetochore protein zw10 homolog (gene Zw10). The record is from RefSeq and is a predicted model, not a curated record. The transcript is spliced from 10 exons. Gene Ontology annotation, biological process: mitotic cell cycle; mitotic spindle assembly checkpoint signaling; endoplasmic reticulum to Golgi vesicle-mediated transport. NCBI's taxonomy places the organism in Eukaryota, Metazoa, Arthropoda, Insecta, Hymenoptera, Vespidae. Bases 1 to 2169 code for a protein of 722 amino acids. Gene Ontology annotation, cellular component: chromosome, centromeric region; RZZ complex; nucleus.
AUGGCAUCAUUUUUAACCGAUGUGUUAAUUACAGCAGGGCAAUUGGAAACACUCAAUCUUCAAGAGAAAAUAACUCAAAUACAGGAGGAAAUAGUCAAACUAAAACACGAUGUGAAGGAUUUCAUGGAUGUUAAUUAUAUUGAAUUUUCGUCGAAAUUAACAAAAAAUCAACGUUUAGUUUCGAAAGCUGAAAUACUUACACAGGAAAUGAACGAUUUACAAAAGAGAAUAGAUGAUCAGAUCAAACUAGAAUUAUCUGGUUCCACAAAAGAAUUACAAAAUCUCUCACUAGCAUUAAAAGAAUCAAACCUUUGUUUUCUACUAUCCAAGCAAUUGUUAUCGCUUAACGAAUACAUCAAAUCAAUAAAGCAGUAUCAAGAAGAACAACGAUACGUUGACACUGCCAAAAGCUUAUGCGCAAUGCAAGUAUUAUUGGAGAAUCCGGAAAGUAAUUUAAAAGAUCUUGAAAUAUAUAAUGUCAUCAAAGAGGAAUAUAAAAAUUUACACGAUUCAUUUUUAUCUCACGCCUCUUUACUUUGGGAUGAACGAAUUUGUUGGACCGUUAUAGAAGAUAAUAAAGAUGAAGCAAUUGUAACUCUUCACAUUAAGGAUAAACUAGAAAACAUAGAAGAUCUAAUUCGUGGUUUGCAUUAUGUCGACAAACUUUCCGAUCAUUUAGACAAAUUUUUAGAUAUAGUUAUGAAUCGUAUAAUUCAACCUAUUAUCAAUGAGGAAUGCUUAGUGUUCCUUUCCAAAGAAAACAUAUUCACGAUCAAAUACAUCGAUAGAAAAAAAACACCAACUUAUAAAAGUGUGUUGCAUAAUUUAAAAUUAUUAUUUAGAUAUCUUCAUGAAUAUUUUAACAUUGUAAUAGACAAUAAUGAAACUUUACUUAUGAAAAUGCAGCCACAUAUUUUAGAACAAUUAGCAGAAAGUCUUAUAACGAAUUGUAUAGCUAAAACUAUACCUACUUCUACUACGGAAUUAAAAAAUUUCGAACCGGUAAUUGAAGAGACUAACGAGUUCCAAAGUUAUUUAGUAGAAAUUGGUUUCAUUACGGAAACGCAAUUAUUCUUGAAAGAAUACACCGAUAAUAUUGACAUCAUUUUUAUCGAUAAAAUAUGCCAAGAUUUAAUGGUAAAAGCAAAAAAUAUUAUCAAGAAAGAUCUUCAUGAUUCGAUUAAACACAUAUCCGAGACUCCGUUACAAUUUCCAAACAAUGAAUUAGAGAGCGAAGAAGUAAUAAUUCACAGAUACUUAAAUGAAUCUUCUUUUCAACUAUCAACUUGUCAAAUAAGCAAAAGUGCAAAAGAAAUACUAGAUCUUGCAAGAAGUAUUUUAGACGAAGCUUGCGACAGUUUGGAUGCUUCCGCAGUCAGGCUAUUCUAUACAUGUAGAAAUAUAUUUGAAAUGUAUGCAGGAUUAAUACCUGAACAUCACCGAAAAUUUUUGGAAACAAUACCACAACAAGUCGCUUUAUUCCACAACAACUGUAUGUACCUCGCACACCAUCUACUCACAUUGGCACACGAAUACAGAGACAAGCUACCAGAAUCAUUGCAACAUCUUAACUUAACGUUUGCUGACCAAACACUGAUACUGCGUAAUGUGGGUUCCGAAUGUUUUCUAGAGCACAUGAGAUAUCAGAGAAAUAUUAUUAUAGAUAUACUUAAAGAGUCAGGUUUAGCGGUGCUAGGUCAAGUCUCAGAAUUACCUUCAUCAACCGAACGUGCACUAAGACAAUGUAUCAGACAAUUGGAAUUGUUGAAGACUGUCUGGUUGGAUGUUUUACCUAUCAAUGUUUAUUGUAGAGCUGUAGGAUGCAUCACUAAUUCCAUGAUCGAAGAUUUAAUAAUAAGAGUUAUAUCCGUUGAAGACAUACCUGCCGAUGUAGCCUCUGACUUGGUGAUAAUGUUCAAUAUGGUAGCAACACGAGCACCAAUGAUAUUUCCAAAAUCUGACGAGAUAUCACAAUAUGUACGAAAGUGGAGAAAAUUUGUAGAACUUAUUAAAGUUCUUGGUGCAUCAUUAAAAGAAAUUGAAAUUAGAUGGGCAAGUGGGAAAGGUCCUCUUGCAAAAGAAUUUACAGCUAUUCAAGUAAAACAACUUAUUAGAGCAUUAUUUCAAAAUACAGAAAGAAGAUCAGUUCUCUUAGCUUCUAUCAAGUAAUACAAUACUGUAUUAAUAUGUUAUUAAUAACCAGCGGAAAGAGAA